Aedes albopictus (Asian tiger mosquito) is the source of this 3636-nucleotide messenger RNA. It is a transcript of the gene Tnpo-SR, whose product is annotated as transportin-3. Gene Ontology annotation, cellular component: cytoplasm. Gene Ontology annotation, molecular function: small GTPase binding. The coding region runs from base 427 to 3261 and encodes 944 amino acids. Gene Ontology annotation, biological process: protein import into nucleus. NCBI's taxonomy places the organism in Eukaryota, Metazoa, Arthropoda, Insecta, Diptera, Culicidae. The transcript has 6 exons. The record is from RefSeq and is a predicted model, not a curated record.
CCUGGCCUCGCCGUUUUCUCAUCGAUUGCUGCAGAAACUUUCGAAACUUCUACGGCGCGUUGACAUUCUUGAGAAAAUUUUGCUGUCCGAAAUGUGUUAGAAAAACGGUGCCGAAGUCAAAAUUUCCUUGCAAAUUUACGAUAUUAGUGUAGACGCGACAGUGCUCAGUUAUUUGAUAGUGGUUUUAAGCCCGGAAUUGACCAUAAUCGGCGUCAAAAGCGGAUGCGUAAAGAAUCUACCCGAGGAAGUUUUCGGCAUAAGGAGGCUUGUGAAGAAGACACCCGUUAGAGUGGAAAGAAGAAGCUUUUCAUCGAGUUUACAAGAAUCGGCUCGGGGCUCGCAGCAGGAAAAAUACCGUUCUUCGGGGAAAAUCGAAUCGCAAAUCUGUUUAUGUGAAUAUAUUGGAUUAUCAGAAAGCUGUAAUCAAUGGAACCGCCAACCGCCGAAGCAGUUUUGCAAAGCGUCUUCACUCUGUACAACAACCCGAACAAACAGGAGAAAGAGACAGCCUCCAAGUGGUUGGAAGAAUUUCAGAAAUCGAUCCAUUCCUGGGAAAUCGCAGACCAGCUUUUACAAAGAAAACAUGACCUCAAUUCGUGCACGUUCGCCGCCCAGACGAUGCGAAACAAAAUUCAGAACAGUUUCCACGAACUGCCAGAGUCUGCCCACGAAUCCCUGCGGCAAAGUUUGCUGGAGCACAUAAGCCAUAUAACGCUGGAGACGAAACCGGUGAUCGUCACUCAACUGUCGUUGGCCCUGGCCGAUCUGGCCUUGCUUAUGUCGUCAUGGCGAAAACCGGUGGUUACCCUGCUGGAGCGAUUCUCUGGCAAUCCCCACAUGAUGUACGCGGUCAUCGAACUGCUCACACUCAUCCCGGAGGAAAUCAACUCGAGAUACCUCCGACUCGGUGCCAACCGGAGGAAGGACGUUCUUACCGAGUUGGAAACCGAUUCCAGUCUAGUCGGUGAUUACCUGCUGAUGUGUUUGAUGAACUGCAACGACAACGAGUUGCUUCAGAUGAAAAUAUUGAAGUGUUUCACCUCGUGGGUGAAUAUCAAUGCCUUUAACCUGUCCCAGAUCGGUGACAACAUGAUAAUAGCGUAUUCGUUUCAACUUUUGACUAAUAUUAACACCAAACCGGAAAUCCACGACGCGGCCACAGACUGUUUGUGUGGCCUAUUGCAAUGUUUAGAGAUGAAUAACAACGGCGAUGGCCUGGACGUAAAACUUUUCAAUGGGAUUCUGAGUUUGGAGGAAGCAUACAAUGCUUCCGUUGCACAAGAAGAUCUGGACAAGUCGAUGAACUUGUGUCGUCUUUUCACCGUACUGGUAGAAAGCAAUUUGGUCAGAAUGGUGGCCGGAUCAGAGGCAGCGACGCCUCACUACUCCAUCAAGGCUCUGGAGCUGGUGCUAAUAUGCGUAGGACAUUACGACUUCGAAGUGGCCGAAAUUACCUUCAACAUGUGGUACCGGCUGAGCGAAGAUCUGUACCAGCGCAACAACGAAGCUCUGACGGCGCAUUUCAAACCGUACGUGGAGCGACUGAUUGCCGCUCUCUACAAGCACUGUCAAAUGGAAGCCGAUCACGAGGGUCUCAUCGAGGAGGGCGACUCGUUCAAGGAAUUCCGUUUCAAAGUGUCUGAGAUUAUCAAGGAUGUAAUAUUCAUCGUUAGCUCGAUUAGCUGCUUCAAACAGAUGUUCCUGAUCCUGCAGAGUCCGAACGUGACAUGGGAAUCCAGCGAAGCGGCGCUGUUCAUCAUGGAGAACGUGGCGCGGAAUAUCCUACCAGAGAUAAUGCAAUUGGGAGAACGCGACAUACCGGCGUCCAGAUUCAAUCAGCUUUGCGCGGAAAGUGAGGUCGUUCCGAAGGUGGUAGAAGCGAUACUGAACUUACCCUCCAACUGUCACAUAGCGAUCCGGUACACGUCGAUAAACAUCUUGGGCGAACUGUGCGAUUGGAUUGAUUCGAAUCCGGAAACACUGGAACCGAUUUUAAACUUUUUGCUCUGUGCAUUGCAGCAAAAGAACGGUCUGGCUACCGCGGCGGCCAAUGCACUGCAAUCGAUCUGUUCGGCGUGCAAGAAGCACAUGUUGGGUCACAUAAGCGGUCUGAUGGAAAUCGCACGCUGUCUGGACGGGUUCGAAAUACAAACGGAAUCGGCCAUUGGUCUGCUCAAGGGAAUUUCGAUCAUCAUCGGGCGGUUACCACCGGAUCAGCUAACGACCGCUAUGCAGGAGCUUUGCGGGUUCCAGGUCCGCGCUCUGGGUCAACUGACCAGCGGUGAAGAUGAUGGGCUUGGAUUGAAGAAGGACCGCCACGAUCCCGUGUUUUGGGUGGAUCGUUUGGCGUCCAUUUAUAGGCAUGUGAAUCCAACUGUCGCCGAUAAUGACGUGAAUCCGUGCGUCUUCGUGAUCGUUAGCAAUUGGAGUGUUCUGUCCCGAGCGAUGGAAUGUUACAAGAACGAUCCGAAAAUUAUGGAAAGAAUAGUUCGUUGCAUUCGAUAUGCGAUACGUUGCGUUGGCAAACAGGCCAUGCCAAUACUCGAAUCGUUAGUUAAACAAAUAAUAACCAUCUACUCAGGGCAUAAUCAUAGCUGUUUGCUAUACUUGGGCAGUAUUUUGGUGGACGAGUUUGCGUGCGAACCGAGCUGCAUUGAAGGUCUCCUGAGUAUGCUCCAAGCGUUCAUAGAACCGACUUUCCAAGUGUUACAGGUAGAAAACGGAUUGAAAAAUCAUCCGGACAUGGUAGACGAUUUCUUCCGACUGGUAGCACGUUUCAUCCAACGGUCACCGUUCCAAUUGCUGCAAAGCCCCCUCGUAACGCCCAUAAUUCAAUGUGGACUGCUUGCCUGUACCCUAGACCACCGGGAUGCGAAUCUAUCUGUAAUGCGGUUUUUCUGUAGCCUUCUGAGUUACGGUCGUCACGAUCGAGCCAACGAGCUUCGUUCCAUCGUCCACGGGAUCCUGAUGCAGCAUGGCGAAUCGCUGAUAAUGAACCUGCUGUACGCGUCGGUUUUCUGCCUGCACUCGUACAUGCUGUCGGACGUGGCCGACGUAUUUGUCGAAAUCAAACAUCUGAGCCCCCACCAGCUGGAGGGGUACGUGCAGAAAGCGGUUGACGCACUGCCCAAGAAGAACAGCGGAGGAAGCAUUACGGUGACCAACGAGCAGAUGAUUGAGUUUGUGGAUAAUAUCGUCAAGUCGGAGACGCCACGGGCUGUAACGCAAGCGUUACAAGAAUUCGCUCGGUUAUUCCGAUAAAAACCUUCUGAAACCACGAGCAGCCAUCCUUUAGUGUGAUGAGAAAGAUGUUGAGAGUGGUGCGAGUGUGCGAAAUGUGCGAAUGCGAAGUUGAUGUUAUUCAAUUGUGUUGUACAUAAAUCCGUAGUACUAACUAAUACACAUGUAGUCGUAUUUCUCUUCCUAAAGUAGGAAACAUAUUGUAAGAAGAAAAAUCAGUGUACAUUGGAUGAAUCAUGGUCAGCAUGAGAAAGUUGAAUACACUAAGAGUAACAAGUGGAAACGAUUCAAGGUGAUCGUUAAAUAGAACUAGUUUAAUUUGAAAAAAAAAAAAUAUGGAAAAUGAUUGACUAAGAUUGUAGUAAGCAUCAUUUAAUAAAACUAAUUAACAAAUAA